Molecule: messenger RNA, 1347 nt
Organism: Folsomia candida
Lineage: Eukaryota; Metazoa; Arthropoda; Collembola; Entomobryomorpha; Isotomidae
Exons: 3
Coding region: 93-881 (262 amino acids)
Source: RefSeq, a predicted model, not a curated record
ACAUCAUUUGUGGCGAAGGGGUGUGGGGUCCAUACACCAAAAAGAGGGAGCAGGUCAACUUUUUCCAGCAGGUCGUCUCCUUCGAUGCAAAGAUGAAAGAUCUCGUAAUCCCACAAAAAUCAUCCAACAUAAUUCGCAAAUCUGAAAAAUUUGCAACCUUGAUUAUCAAAGCAAAUACGAUUGCAGCCGUUACAGGACCAAUUUUUAUGAACUUGGUAUACAUCCUAAAGCCCACAGCACCGCAGUACAUCUACCACGCGUAUCCUGAUCACAGCGCAACCUGCGCGAACUGGGCUUUCUUGGUGAUGGAAAUCUACAUGAAAUCGAUCAAUAUCAUAGGGGCCAUGCUCUUUCAAGGAUGGUUCCUCUGCUCGGUCCUCUUCGAGCUGACAGUUUUAUCAAUGCUCAAAAAAUCUUCUUCCCCUCUCCACACAAAGAUCACAUACUACAAGUACCUCUCCUUCGUCAACCACCUCCACAACCAAUGCUACCCUGCCGGCAUGUUGCCUUUACGUGUCGGCAUCUUCGGCUGUAUGACGAUCACCUCGUCCGUCAUCCUCAUCCGGAUGAUCGACCGCAUUCACGUAUUCGAACAGGUCAUCAUUCUCCAAUUUCUGAUAACCAUGAUCACCGUUCCAUUCCUGUUCCUCUCUAUUGCGGGCAAAAUAGUGGAAGACAGUCUCGACUUGAAGGAAUCAAUGGGACAAGAGAAUACUGGACGGAAUUUUAAGGUCAAUCGCAAAAUUUUGAAAUCUCUGAAACCCUUCGGUGUCAAGGUGGGUCCGAUCCGUGCCGUGAAUUAUAAUGCGUUCAACGCCUUCGUGACAAAUGUUAUAAGCGGGUUGACCACGGUUCUUGUGAGUUAUCCGAAUUUGAAGUAAUAAAGGUAUGUUUUUUAUAAUACCGAUUAGCAAGUCAGCACGAAUUUUAGUAACUUGGAAAUGUCUUAAUAAAAUAAAUGCAUGGACCUUUUUUUAAAUUUGCUCGUGUGUAGACUGAACUGUGCAAAAAUUUGUAAUUUAAUUAUGUUAAAUUAAUGUCGAUUUAAUUUAGGCGUAUGCACGUCAAACUUCACAUUGGAACUGAUUUAGCAAAAAAACAGGAAAUGCUUAAAAACAUGCCCAAGCUAGUUGUAACACAAACCAAACGGCUUUAGCAUAAGAAGUUGGAAAAUUUCGAAAAUUUCGCAAAACUUUGGAAAUUACAUAUGUAUGUUAAAUUUGCGAAUUAUGUAGGCGAAGGUUAUCGUCAGUACUACCAAUGCCGUUUAACAUUAAUCAUUAAACCUCUGGCCGUGUUAUACGGUUCAAACUGUCGUUAACAACUCCCAACAAGCCAGCCAGAGAA